AUGGAGCUUCAAGACGUGCGGAUAAAAACAGUGGAAGUACCAGGUGAUGGUAACUGCUUGUUCUACGCGGUGGUUCAGCAGUUGUCAGGGAGGAAGUGUUUCGAUUCGCAAUUCUUCAACGAAGCUAUGAGGCUGCGAAGAAGAACGGUGGAUUAUCUGAUGCCGCACAAGACAGAGAUGAGGGACGUAAUACUAGCCGAGAUCAUCACCUCGUCAAAUGUAACCACGUCCAAUCUCUCAGACAGGCAACUGGACGAGAAAAUCGACCAACAUCUACGAAAUCUGCCAAAAUGCGGAACAUGGGCUGGCGGAGAAGCACUAAUGGCGAUAAAAGAGAUUGUUGGUGCUAACAUCAGGAUUUACAAUCCACACUACCAACCGUUGGAAUUGGUUCACGGUAAUGGGAGGUGUAAAACCAUUGAAAUAUAUUUCAACGGAAUCAACCACUACGAUAGCGUAGAAUUAGGACCAGGAGGAGGGCAGACGGUACAGGGAAAUGAAGAUAGGGGGAAAGCAAGACAUGGAAGCGCAGACCUAGGAGUAGAAUCGAGAAGCAAGGCACAACUGAAGGACGAAUUGAAACGUAGUGAACAAGGAAGAGUAGAGAUGGAAAUAGUGGGUGGUGAUAGAGCGCAAAUGAGUAAAGUAAGGAAAAAUGUGGUACAAGAAAGCGGAGAUCUAAUAUUGGAGAUGAGAAAUAAGGACCAGUUGAGUGUAGAGAGAGACAAUAUUGAGCAAGGAAGCGGAGACCUAGAAGUAGUGAGAGGAGUUAAGAAACAAACGAACGUAGAGAUGAGGAAGGUUGUACAAGGAGGAGUAGCCCUGGGAUUGGAGAAGGGAAAACAAGAACAGCUGCUCGUGGAGAACGAUAAUACUGAACAGGGAACCAUGGAGCUAGAAGAAGUUAGAGAAAAUCAGACGCAAUUGAACGAAGAGAGAAGCACUGAUGAACAAGGAAGCAGGGAACUAGGAAUAAGGGGAGAAAAGGAGACACAACUUGGCGAGGGGAGAGAAAAUGUCACACAAGGGUUAGUGGUAGUAGGGGAAGGAAAGAAGACACAGAUGAACAAAAAAAUGGGAAGUAUAAAAAGAGGAAUCAUGGGAUUACGAAUGAUAGAAGAAAGGAAGGAUCGAAAGAACGAAGAGCGGGAAGAGUUUGAGAAAGAAAGCAAAGAGUGCAGAGUAGGAAGGAGAAAUAAGGACCAUGUUAAAGAAAAGAGCAAAAAUAUCGAACAAGGAAGCGAAGAACAACUAGUGACUAAGGAAAAGGAGGUACAAUGGACCAGACAUAGGGAAAAUGUUGAUCAAGAAGACAUAAAGCAAUGGAGUCAAUGCACAAUAAUACGAACAAGGAAGUAUACAAGAAACAACCUGUUAAUAUUCAUGCAAAUCAAGAGAUAG
Molecule: messenger RNA, 1401 nt
Organism: Aedes albopictus (Asian tiger mosquito)
Lineage: Eukaryota; Metazoa; Arthropoda; Insecta; Diptera; Culicidae
Product: OTU domain-containing protein 3-like
Exons: 1
Coding region: 1-1401 (466 amino acids)
Biological process (GO): protein deubiquitination
Molecular function (GO): cysteine-type deubiquitinase activity
Source: RefSeq, a predicted model, not a curated record